GGCCGUCCCGUCCACCUCCCCGCGGCAAGGGUGUGGGCCGGUGCUGCCCCCUCCCACCGCACCUUCCCCCCCGUGCCCCCCGCCCCCCGCCCCCCCCCGGGGAUCAAGUUCACGCCCGACCCACUGAUGCGGGGCGGCCCGGCUCGGCCCGGCCCCGCCGCUCUCAGAGGCCCCGGCGGCGCCGCAGCAGGGAGGCAGCGGCCGGCAGCCCCCGCAUGGAGCCCUAGGGCGGCGGGCAGCAUGUUCAGCCCGGACGGGGGGCUGCCGGCCGCCCCCUUCGGCCUCCUGACCGACGGCGGCCCACCCUUCACCCGUGCCGGCUUCGACGGAGCGCCCGCCCAGCCGCUCUUCUUCCCCUUCGCCGCCGCCGAACCCGAGCCCGCCCGCGACCCGCCGCCGGCCCGCGCCUGGCUGCCCCCGCCCGCCCCCGCGCCUCCUGCCAAGGCGGAGGCGCGCCCGAGCCGGUCCUGCAGCCAGCCCGAGCCCGAGCCCCGCACUGCCGCCUGCUGCGGCCCGACCUGGCCGCCCCCGCCCUGGGCCGGCCCCGCGCCCCCUGGCCCCGCCGCCCUGCCUGGGCCGCCUUUCCCCGGCCCGGCCGCCCCUGCUUUCCCCGGUCCCCAGCUCUGCCCCGCCGCGCUGCAGCCGGGCGCCGGCGGCCCCUCGGGGCUGGGCAGCAGCGGCAGCUCCAGCGGCGCCGCCAGCGAGGGCGGACACUCCAGCGACAGCGGCGAGGAGGAUGCGCCAACCUCUGGAGAGCUGGAGCAGUUCGCCAAGGACCUCAAGCACAAGCGCAUCAUGCUGGGCUUCACCCAGGCCGACGUGGGGCUGGCCUUGGGCACACUCUACGGAAAGAUGUUCAGCCAGACGACCAUCUGCCGCUUUGAAGCGCUCCAGCUCAGCUUCAAGAACAUGUGCAAGCUGAAACCGCUGUUGCAGCGCUGGCUCAACGAGGCGGAGAACACGGACAACAUGCAAGAGAUGUGCAAUGCGGAGCAAGUACUGGCCCAAGCCCGGAAGAGAAAACGCAGGACCAGCAUUGAGACCAAUGUGAAGGGGACGCUGGAGAGCUUCUUCCGCAAGUGCGUGAAGCCCAAUCCCCAGGAGAUCUCCCAGAUUGCUGAGGACCUCAACCUGGAUAAAGAUGUGGUCCGGGUCUGGUUCUGCAACCGCCGUCAGAAAGGCAAACGGCUGCUGCUGCCCUACGGCAACGAGGCAGAUGGGAUGAUGUACGACAUGAACCAGCCGCUGGUGCCGCCCACCCUGCCCAUCCCAGUGACGUCCCAGGGCUACAGCCUGGCACCCUCCCCUCCCAUCUACAUGCCGACCUUUCACAAAGCUGAGAUGUUCCCACAAGCGCUGCAGCCUGGGCUCUCCAUGAGCAACAGCGGCCACUGAACCGGGGGCUGUGGGGUCACUGCAGGUGGUCUGGCAGCCCCCACUUUGCCCCGGGCUGGCCCAGGCAAAGCCCUGCUUCCGCUCGUUGGGCUGCUGUGUGGGGCUUUUUGGGGUGCAAGGGGCUUGGGAGCCUGUCGCUCACUGUCCACGGUUGCUCCCAGCCCUUCCCAGUUAUGUGAUCUUACUGGUCCCAGCAGCAUUGGCCCCCCCUCUGACCUCUCCUAGGGGCAGCUGCUCCUGCCCCACUGCAUCCCCUGAAGCCAUGUGCGCACAGCCCCAGCCGCUCUUCUGGAAGACCCAAAAAAAAGUAUUUUUUAGAUUUUGGGGUGGGGGGAGGGGGGUGGUUUUAUUAUUUUUUGAAAUGGUUUUUGGUUGUAGUUUUUAAAAAGCAAAAAUUUUUGUAGUGAUCUAGUUUCCCAGGUGCCUCCUCCCUGUCAUGUAGAGCAGGGCUGGAACACCAUGCCCAGGGCUGAGGGGCCCUGGUGGCUCUGCCCACCCUCCUGGGCAGCCAGGGUGAGCUGAGGCCAGGGGGAAGGGGUGGAGGUGAGCCCCCGCCACCCCUUGAGCUGUGGCACAGGAGAGCUUCACCCCUCUGUGGGUCAGCUGGUGAGGCCUGUUUGGGUCAGGGGGGUCCUCCCCAGUGCUUGUGCCCAGCGCAAACUGGGCAAAGGGGACUGAGGACCCUCAGUCCCCUGGGCCCUCCUCACUCUCCAGCCACUGUCCCCUGCCCCAGCCUGGCUUGGCUGCCCAGAAACCACCUUUCCCUGGAGGGUCCCAGCCCAGGGGGCCAACAGCGCCCUGUCCAUGCUGCUAGCACCCCAAGCCUUCCAGCCUGCUGUAGUUAAUGAUGAUUUUUAUAUUUUUUGUUCUUAAUCACAUUCCCCUUGGCAGUGAAAUAAAUCUCAGGGUUCUUUGGGCCAAGAA
Messenger RNA from Pseudopipra pipra, 2319 nucleotides. Its product is annotated as POU domain, class 5, transcription factor 3-like. Bases 127 to 1395 code for a protein of 422 amino acids. Lineage: Eukaryota; Metazoa; Chordata; Aves; Passeriformes; Pipridae. The transcript is spliced from 5 exons. Gene Ontology annotation, biological process: regulation of transcription by RNA polymerase II. The record is from RefSeq and is a predicted model, not a curated record. Gene Ontology annotation, molecular function: RNA polymerase II cis-regulatory region sequence-specific DNA binding; DNA-binding transcription factor activity, RNA polymerase II-specific.